Molecule: messenger RNA, 2672 nt
Organism: Anguilla anguilla (European eel)
Lineage: Eukaryota; Metazoa; Chordata; Actinopteri; Anguilliformes; Anguillidae
Gene: p3h3
Product: prolyl 3-hydroxylase 3
Exons: 16
Coding region: 190-2406 (738 amino acids)
Biological process (GO): collagen metabolic process
Cellular component (GO): endoplasmic reticulum
Molecular function (GO): iron ion binding; L-ascorbic acid binding; procollagen-proline 3-dioxygenase activity
Source: RefSeq, a predicted model, not a curated record
GUGACUCCUCAUCCUCUCCUUCUCUCCACCCAUCCAUUUCUCCCUUUCGCUCCUUGAUCCCUCCUUCUUUCCAACCCAAACGUUUAGGUUCAAACACAUUUCCCUGUACGCAUUUCAACCUCUUCCACACUCAUUCCUGUCCUGUCCCUCCCUCUACGAUCUGUUUCUCCCCCUCUCCCAGUCUCACGCAUGUAUGGUACUAUGGCGGUACCCUCCGACACUAGCCCUGUAUACGUGGCGCUGCGUUUUGUACUGUUACACUCAUUGCUUUCACUAGUAGCAUCUGCAACAAGCGGGGUCUCCACAGGAUCUGUGUCUGGACGUUUACCCCCUUAUGAUGCCCUGUAUUACUUGGGUGUCCGGGAAUAUUUUGCGGAGGACUGGGAGAAGGCGGCGGAGCUAAUCGAGAAAUCAAUCGAAACUCGGGAAACUAUACUUCUGAGGCGCAGAGAAUGCCAGGACAACUGUGUUGCAGCGGGGCAUGACAGGCUCGAAAAACUAGACACAGAGAAGGGCAGCGUGUGGGACUUGUGGGCCAUUGACUGGGUCCAGCGCAGAGCAGAAUGCAUCCGGUUCUGUUUGGGUCAGACCAUCAGUCCAGUGGCCCAGCUUCCCGUCUCUGCAGACAUCCACUAUGAAUUCGACACCCGCAACCCCUACAACUUUUUACAGGUCACCUACUACAAGCUAGGGAAGAUACCGAAUGCAGUGGCGGCAGCGCAGACCUUCUUCGUGGCCAACCCCAGUCACCUGGAGAUGAGGAACAACAUAGAGAAGUACAGACGAAUGCCAGGAGUGACAGAGGAGGCCUUCCAGGACAGAGAGAAGGAUGGACACAAACAAUGGUACCUCUACGACGCGGCUCUCCUCGCGGAGUCCUCGGCCGAGUGGGCGCGCGCCGCGGAGGUGUGGAAGAAGUGCGUGAACGAGACGCUGCGACAGACGGAGGAGUGCCGGGCGCAGUGCGAGCUGGAGGGGCAGGGGAUCCCCGACGAGGAAACCGCGAAGACGACGGGAGUGUUCGAGAAGGCUGCGGCUCUCUCUCUCAACCUGUUGUCCUGUAAGCAGUCCUGUGUGGCCAUCGUGGCAACACGACCUGGAAGGAUUUCUCCAGUGGAGGACUUCCUGCCCACAGUGCUGGAGCACUUGCACAUUGCACAGUUCAAAGCGGGCGACCUGAGGGGGGCAGUGCAGACCCUUCGCUCCCUCCUCCUCUUCUACCCCUCGGAUUCCGACUCCCUCUCAAACCUGCAGCUCUACUUUGAGACACUGGGUGGCGACGCUGAGGCCCCAGGGACACAGCCCACACAGGAAAUAUCAACCUAUGUUAACAGGUCCCUGCUGGAAAAGAAGCUUCUGUAUUUUGGAGUUGAGAAUCUGAACUUCACCUUCACUGACCCAGACCUGUGGACCCCAGAGGAAGUUGUGCCGGAGUCAAUAAGAGAAGCAUGGAGAGUGGAGAGGGAAAAACUGAAUGAAAAAAUGAAGGAAGGAGAGAAGGAGGUGGAGCUGGAUGAUAGCGGGUUCUAUGCAGGGGGCAGUGUUCCUCUCAUUGGAGUGACAAUCACCAUGGACGACAACAUGCUGAAUGGGACUAAUCGUGUUGUACUGGACGGUGCUUUGUCUCAGCCCGAGUGUGACACAAUACUACAGCUGGCUACCACUGCUGCAUCUUUAGGCGAUGGUUACCGGGGGCGACGGUCCCCGCACACGCCACACGAAAAAUUUGAGGGCCUGACCGUCCUGAGAGCGUUGAAGUUGGCUCAGGAUGGCCUCGUCAACCAGUCAGACGCCAGGCUGCUUCAUGAGAUCGGGGAGAGGGUCCGGACCCUCCUCCACUCGUACUUCCGCAGCCCAUCCGCACUCUACUUCUCCUUCACCCACCUGGUGUGCCGAUCUGCCAUUACAGGGAAGCAGGAGGGGAGGCUGGACCUUUCCCACCCUGUGCAUGUGGACAACUGCCUGCUGGAGCCCGAGACCAGGCAGUGCUGGAGAGAGCCUCCUGCUUUCACCCACAGAGACCUCAGUGCUGUACUCUACCUGAAUGAUGACUUUGAAGGCGGGGAUUUGUUCUUCACGGACAGGGAUGCAAAGACCGUGACGGCUACGGUGAAGCCAAAAUGCGGGCGGGUCGUGGGGUUCUCCUCUGGGCCUGUCAAUCCCCACGGGGUUACCGCGGUGACCGCUGGCCGGAGGUGCGCCCUGGCUCUCUGGUUCACCAAAGAGAAGCUGCACAGAGACAUGGAGCGGGAGGAAGCGGAGGCGGCGUGGACGAAAGACGGCCUGAGCGUGACCAAAGAGGAGGAGAAAGGCGCCCCCGCGCCUCCUCGCUCGGGACGAAAUCAGAACUCAAGGGAGAGGAGCAAAGCGAGGGGCAGGGUGGUGGGGGCACGGGACGAGUUGUGAGGGGGGGCGAGGGCGAGAGCUAGAACUGCAGUUUUGAAACAGGACACGCAUUCAGACGGCUCGCUUCCAUUUGAGCUGUACCCAUCUCUUAGCCGUCACUUCUGUCAAUCAGCCCAGCACCCCCUCAUUUCAGUAACAGUGACUGUUUUUGAGUCAGAAUGACUACACCUGUUCUCAUUGGUCCUUUCACCCUGGUGAGUAAGUCUUUGUGAGGUUGAAUGAUGUAAUGUCUGUUUAUUUGUAAAAAAAAAUAAAAAUAAAAAAAA